Molecule: messenger RNA, 4107 nt
Organism: Kwoniella mangroviensis CBS 8507
Lineage: Eukaryota; Fungi; Basidiomycota; Tremellomycetes; Tremellales; Cryptococcaceae
Exons: 3
Coding region: 1-4107 (1368 amino acids)
Source: RefSeq, a predicted model, not a curated record
AUGGGUUCGCCCCGGUCAGUUGAUGCCUUUCCAAAUUUCCCAUCUUCAAUCCCGAUCCCCAAUUCUGCGACCUGGGUGAAUAAGAUGGGUCCAAACGCCAUAGCUGGACCCAGCUCAGAAGGUGCUUUACCUCGUAAGACGUCUCGAGCAUCAACUCCAUCUCCUCCGAAAUCACCUUCAUCUGCACCUCCUACACCAUCAGUCAUCGCUGUGACGCAUCCUUCACAGUUCAUACAUACACAUCAUCCUCGACGCGGUUCUUUAACUCCAUUAGGCUUAAACCUUAUAUCACCUGUCCCACCACAUGUCAAUCGCGAUCGUAGCGGAAGUGGUAGUGGUAGUCAACCAACGACCUCGCGCAGUGUAGGAUUUCAGCAGCCUUGGCCCGGCGCCGACCUCGGGGCAGCGAAUAUCGCGGGAGGGGGAUCAUUAUUAGGUCAACGACGCGGUUCUGCUGCGAGUACAACAUCCACUCUGACCCAAUCCAGACCUCCUCCUCAACAAAUCGCUCAUUCCUUCUACCCACCCGAUUGGAAUCCUGGACGUCGACGAUCCUCCCUCACUCCUUCAGGUCCGACACUUGCUGCUCCAUCGCCCACUCGAACCCACAUCAGUGGGAAAACCUCCAGACCUGUAAGCAGCGAUGGAAGUAACGGUACGCCCUCUCUACGCUCUAGACACAGAGUUCUCGGUACAGAGUCUAUCGCACCUGACUCAAUAUCGCCAUCACCUUUCUCUGGUGCCCCGCCAGAUGGAUAUGCGAGAAGAGGUAGUUUACCUCAUCUGGGAUACAAUGCAUGGACAGGACCAGGUCACAGGACUUGGAACCCUGUCUUGCCCCCUCCGAGAGGAAGUGUAGGUGAAAUUGCUGCCGAGGACAUUCGACUGCCCGAUGAAGGCUUCAAGUUCGGUUCGGUCGGUGGUCACGCGAGUGGAAGCGGGACGGGCACGUCUCCUGCGACAGCUGCGCUCCGAGCGGUCGACCUUUCGCCGAAUAGUAGUGGUAGAAGAGCUUCGAUCAGGAAGAGAGACGAGAUGGACGUGUUUGAGCAAGCAGAAGAAGCUGAAGCGGAAAGGCAAAGAAGAGCGUUCCUGGCAGCCACCUAUGGUGAAGAUGGGAAGAGAGCUAGAGAGAGGUUGAGUAUAGGUGCUCAAGGUGGUCAGGGUCCGCCCGGUACGCCUGCCGGCGGACUACGAAGGCAGAGUUUGCUGUUAUGGGAAAGAAUGGGUAUGGCGAAACAAUCAAGUGAUGGUGAGAUAGCACCAAGUUCAGCCCCCCCUGUGCCCUCACACUUGUUCCCUGCCAAUGGUUUGUUGGCGGAAGGCGAUCUCGCACAGCGUCGUGGAAGUCUACCAAUCGCUAUACCUGGUGGAGGACUCGGUCGAAGUCCGUCGAGACGUUCUGCUAGGGAACACAAAAAGGAUUCGCCUGCCACUGUCGUCGAGAAAGAUCCAGAAGGAACAGCGGAAGAAGAGGAGGAGGGCGAUGAGGAUGGAGAUGAGGAUGAACCGAUGGAUGAAGAUGAGGAUGAAUUGCAUGAAUUGAGUGAAGAUGGACAGAACCUCACCGCACCUCUUCGACCUCUCCCUCCGUUAUUGCCGCUGUCGGAUCCUGGUCCUCGCCUUCUACCUUCUACUUUGGCGUUGCACCGAGCGAAUCAUCUACUUCAAUCGCGCAAUUUACAAUCCGAUCCCUUACCGCACCCACUUCCUCCAUCUUUACACCCUCCUGCGCCUGUCGACGUUUCUGAGUUCGACAUUGAUUUUAUCCUCGCCGGGUCUCAAGCCCAACUAGGUGGACAAGUGAAGAAAAAGAAUACCCCAGUCGAUAUACUACGCACAGCCAGCUCGCCGGAUUUUCCACUCACUCCCGUGCUCAAAUUGGGCGGCGACGAUGAAGAUACCUUUGCGAAAUUCGUGGGAGAAUUCGACGACGAGUAUGGAGGACGACGAGGCGAAUGGACAUUCAGAGCUUGCGCGGCUCAUCAUCCUGGGUCUUUAUCUCCACGCGACCCGCUGGAUACCUCUACUGGGCCUGGUCCUAAAGCCGAAUGGGAAUCGAGCGGUGCAGGUAAAUACGAAUUAUUCCCCAAUGGUGAAGUAAGAUCGACGGUCACCGGACGUUCUUGGCGGGUCUAUCGAUUAGGUAAUAGGGAGUAUGAGCUCGAGGAAGUUAAAUCAACUUCGGACCCGCUUUCCAAUCACAGUGCUGUCUUAGCACCUUCUGGCGCCCGCCUCGGUGGUGAACGGUAUACACUGGCUGGCAAAAAUGUUCAUCGCGAUCAGGGCGGUGUCAAGUUACCUCAUUUCAACACUAGUCAUCUGAUGCAACCUCAGCUUUCACAAGCGUCUGCCCCCACAGGUCGAUCCAGCUCCACUCUCCACUCUACCAGUUCGUACUCGGCUUCACCUGUUACCGAACGUAAGGAUCGGAUGGACAGUGAAGCUUCUAUUUUGACGAUGACUCCCACGUUAUCACAAAGUACUCCUUUAAGCAACAUGGCUGCCUUGGUGACGAAGAAGAAGAAACAUACCACCGAGGACGACUCAAACCAGCAGCAAAGAGGAUCAGUAUCCAGUAAAGAGGAUAAAUCGAAGAGCAAGGGCUUGAACAGAGUACGAAGCAAGGAAGGUGAUUCAGAUGGGAAAAAGGAUAAAUCCAUAGGAGGAGUAUUCAAGCGAGCUCUGAAGAGUUCUGGCUUGGGUGGUGGUGGAUCAUCCGUUUCCGACGAGAAGAAAGCUCAGCGCGAAGAAAGGGAGAGAGAAAGGGUUCAAGCCCACUCUUGGUCCGGUCAGUCGAAUGUCACUCAUCACAAUACCUGGUUCAGCGGGAGUUCGAGAGGACCUGACGGUUUACCUUAUAAAGGUCAACUUCAAGUACAUUCUCACCUUCAACACCAAGUUCCAUCGAAUGGAAAUCGAUCAAGGAUGACUUCGACCUCUACUCAGACGGCUUCAAGUAACAGCGCGACCAGUUCGAGCGAUAGUGGACCUUGGUCAUCUGGUGAACAACCUCGCAAAGCAGCUUCAUCAACUACGAGCGGAGAAGAUGUACUUAUGGCCUCACCUGAAGCUGCUAAUGUGCCCAAAUUUAGAGAAGGAAAAGCUUGGAAUGGGGUACCGGUUGAAGCUGUAGCUAUGAUCAUACCAUUGGAAGAAAUGUCCUCUACUCGACCACCAUUGAACAACACCCAUCGACCUACUUUGCACCCUUUCUUCCUGGAAGGGUCAAAACAGGCUUUAUUGGUAUGGUAUAUGCCUUUCAAUGCGGAACAUGACGAAUACGAUCAACAGAGACCCUCGACAGCAUCUUCCAAAGCUUCAGUAUCAGUAUCGGACCAACCUUCCCAAUUGUCACAAUCACAAUCAUCCACUUUCACCCCUGGUACCACCCCAGGAUCGUCAGCUCCAGUUGGUUCAUUACCAAAGUUCCAGAAAUUACUCAGGAGAAGAGCGAGUAAAGAGAAUAAUAUGGUUAAAAAGGAAUCUAACGCUUCGACUCACGCUCACUCUCAUGUAAUCGCACCACCUCAUAUUGGUUCAUCACCGAUAACCGCUAAACAGGCUGGGUGGUAUGCAAAUAAUCUGUCAAGACUCAAUGGCGAAUUGUCAUUACCGCCUUUACCAUUCAGGUCUUUCAGAGUAGUCGCCAAGGUCAUCGACGUCCAAGAUUUGAAAUCGACGCCUGAAAAUGGUAUUGAUAACGGGAAUGGUAAUCCAGAUGCUUUAUCCGCAAUCAAUCAAGAUUCAUCGUCUCGUGUUGAAGAAGAUAAAAAUGUGUUACUCAACUCGGAUUCCAAGAAUGAAAAUAAAGGCAACGACGAUCUCAAUGCGAUAUCACCUUUCUCAGAUGACGCCAAGACAGUUCAAGUUUCCCGAACGGGCAAAUCAAUGCCUACCGUCAUAGCAGUCUGUCACUCUAGAUCGCAAGGUGUCGAAUUCGUAUUGGAAGGUUUGGAUAGGUUGGGCUUAUGUAUUGGUGAAUCUGCUUGGGGACCUACGGGAUAUGAAGAAUGGAGAGGAACGGGGCUAAGUGAGAAGGGCAGGGAAUUGUUGGAUAUUCUCUGGGCGGGAUGUACGGGCGUGAUGGGUUUGUCUGCUUUAUAA